UCCUCCAAGUAGCCGCAGCUCCAUCGUCAGCAUCCGCGGAGGACAGCGGGUGUUUGGAGGACACCGAGCCGCGGAGGGAGGGGUCCUGGCCCGGGCACCGAUCCCCCACAAGGCCCCAGGGCCGCUGCUGCUGCUGCUGCUCAUGUAUGGAUGGAGUCGGGCGGCAUUCACACAGCAAUGGCUAUGGGUCUGACAUCCAAAAAGGCGUCUGCUCGGAGCGUCUGCGUGGAGCGGAAAAACCUCAUCACGGUGUGCAGAUUCUCUGUAAAGACUCUUCUGGAGAAGUACACAGCAGAGCCCAUAGAUGACUCAUCUGAGGAGUUCAUUAACUUUGCUGCUAUUUUAGAGCACAUCCUGAGCCACCGCUUCAAAGGUAACACAGCAGGCUCAGGAAGCUGGUUCAGCUCAGAUGGACAGCGCAGCUUCUGGGAGUACAUUCGGCUGGCGUGCAGUAAAGUGCAAAACAACUGUAUCGCCAGUAUCGAAAAUAUUGAGAAUAUCAGCACGUCACGAGCAAAGGGCCGAGCAUGGAUCAGAGUGGCGCUGAUGGAAAAGCGUCUGUCUGAAUAUGUAUCUACUGCUCUGAAGGACACCAGAACUACCAGGAGGUUUUAUGACGAUGGAGCCAUAAUGCUGAGAGAGGAGUCCACCGUCCUGACAGGCAUGCUCAUCGGACUAAGUGCUAUCGACUUCAGUUUCUGUCUUAAAGGGGAGGCUCUGGACGGAAAAUCCCCAGCCGUGAUCGAUUACACUCCCUACCUGAAGUUCACUCAGAGUUAUGAGUACCUGAGCGAUGAGGAGGACCGGCGCAGUGUGGACAGCAGUAACAGUGAGGAGAGCGUCCCCGAGCACCCGUACAUCCCCCUGGUCACAGAUGAGGAGAGCUGGAGCAACAAGUGCCGCAAGAUGGAGCAAAGGUUUAAGAUCGUCUACGCCCAGAAGGGUUACCUGGAGGAGCUGGUGAGACUCAGAGAAUCUCAGUUAAAAAACGCAGAGGCUGAGAACAAGCGUCUGAGAGCAAAGGUGGAUGAGCUGACGCUGCAAAGCCAAACAGAGAAGAAGGAGCUCGAGGCCAUCAUCCUGGAGCUACAGGCACAGUUAUCCUCCUUGAUGCCCUGUGAUUCUGCUCAGCUCAGUAAAGAUUUGACUAUUCCUCUGGUCAACCAGUGGUCCACGGUCGCAAACAACCAGGGUGAUGUCAAGCUUUUCCGCAGGAGGAGUUUCCACAGUUUGGACCAGCUUUCAGCCGAUAUGAGUUUAGAUUCUCAGAAAACUGAAGGCAGACAAAACGGAGACACAGGAUGGACCUCAGCAGGAAAAGAUGACACCCCCUCCAUGUUAGGCCUAUGCGGCUCGCUGGCCUCUUUACCCAGCUCCAAGUCCCUGGCUAGCCUCAAGUCCAGUGAAUGUCUGGUUAAUAUCAGCACUGAGCCUAGUCCUGCCCUGUCUCCCAGCUAGGGGGCGCUCAAAAUAAGGUCUAUCUACCCCUGUCCUGUUUGCCUGGUGAUGCUGCGUCGACCAACCACCUGACCAAAACCCUGCCUUCACCCCAUCUCCAUGACAACGGGAGAGUUACGGCACCGCCUCUUUUUUACUCAAGACAGAAGUCAGUAUUGGGUUACAAAUAUAUUUGACUUUUUAUUAUUUACAGAUAUAUCUACAAUGAUUUCUUCCAGUCAGCAUUUGUUUUAGAUCAUGCUCACACAAAUGCUCUCCCAUUUUCCAAAGCAUCUUUUGAUUAUAAGCUUUGAUUUCAAAAUGUCUAAGUGAUAACCAUUGUUACUUGACCAACAAUUAAGCUUAAUUUGUAUUAUUUGUCUGUUGUAACCAAAAACUCUAAAGUUGCACUAUGUAAUUUUUCUGCUUGUCUCCCUAAAGAUGUUAUUGAUUUGUCUGGGAUGUUCCACAGUAUGGCAUUAAAUCUGUCCGUCUUACAUUCAUUCAAUUACAAGUGUUUUAAUUGCUUGGAAAUACCUUAAAACAUGCAUUCUUACUAUGAGCUGGCUUACUUCUCCACAGAUCUGACUUGCUAUUGUCAUGUGCUACUCUGCAUAGAUGUAGAUAGGCUUAAUGCCGUACUGUGGAACAUUCCAAAUGAAGCAAUAACAUCUGCAGAGGCUAACAGGUGGAAAAUGUGAACCCCCUCCAGAAAAAUUACAGUAGAGCUUUAAAAUACUGCUUAUUUUAUUUAUUUACACAUGUAAUCUCGGAGUCUUGGUUGGUUUUGUGUUGCAAUAAACUGCCUUUUCCAUUUAA
Boleophthalmus pectinirostris (great blue-spotted mudskipper) is the source of this 2256-nucleotide messenger RNA. RefSeq names its product RUN domain containing 3Aa (gene rundc3aa). Gene Ontology annotation, cellular component: cytosol. NCBI's taxonomy places the organism in Eukaryota, Metazoa, Chordata, Actinopteri, Gobiiformes, Gobiidae. The record is from RefSeq and is a predicted model, not a curated record. Bases 151 to 1458 code for a protein of 435 amino acids. The transcript is spliced from 11 exons.